CACAGUCUGUGAAUAAUCUAAAACUACAAGAAGAAGUAAUUCGUGAAGUUCAGUUUUUAUGCUGUGUAUUUCUGUCAGAUUGGGAGUUUUGUGUUAGUUUAUUUUCAGGGAUGUAACUUGAAUGCGUGUAUUUGGUUUAUAUUGCGCCCAGUAUAAUUGUGGCCUUCUAUGCGGCUGUAAAGGGAAACUUUGAAGGAUGUCUUCGCCUCUUUUAGUCCCUCAGCGCCUUUUCGCUGCGUGGAAGCUGAACUGGGGGUCACUGAACACAGGGACGAGCCUCACACUCCAGCAGCCGGGGCUGCGGGUAACAGGAUGGCCGUGUGUUUUCGCUGCUGGUAAGAAAUACCAAAUUGACCUGCCAAUACUCCACGAGGAAGACCUUGAUGAACAGUUUGUUCGUGGGUCUGGUCCUGGAGGACAAGCCACCAACAAAACCAGCAACUGCGUGGUGCUCAGGCACAUUCCCACGGGGAUUGUCGUGAAGUGUCACCAGACCAGAUCGGUGGAUUUGAACAGAAAACGAGCACGGGAGAUUUUACGCGAGAAACUGGAAAUAUAAUAUAAAGGAAAGUAAACUGAACAAAAUAAAAAAAAAAACCA
Molecule: messenger RNA, 600 nt
Organism: Cyprinus carpio (common carp)
Lineage: Eukaryota; Metazoa; Chordata; Actinopteri; Cypriniformes; Cyprinidae
Gene: mtrfr
Product: mitochondrial translation release factor in rescue
Biological process (GO): translational termination
Cellular component (GO): mitochondrion
Molecular function (GO): translation release factor activity
Source: RefSeq, a predicted model, not a curated record